Monomorium pharaonis (pharaoh ant) is the source of this 2514-nucleotide messenger RNA. It is a transcript of the gene Kpc2, whose product is annotated as ubiquitin-associated domain-containing protein 1. The transcript has 9 exons. NCBI's taxonomy places the organism in Eukaryota, Metazoa, Arthropoda, Insecta, Hymenoptera, Formicidae. Gene Ontology annotation, molecular function: protein binding. The record is from RefSeq and is a predicted model, not a curated record. Bases 552 to 1952 code for a protein of 466 amino acids.
CAUCUUUUUUAAACAAUCUCCUUAUCGAAUAAUACAUUUCAAUGAUACAUUUCGUACAAAGACUUAAAGUGCAAUUAAAUUAUCUCGAUAAUUUUAAUUAAUAAUGUGCCUUUGCAUUAACACUCUAAUUGGACCUGUAAAAAUUUACACUAAUUUUGUCCAACUGUCACCCUUGAUAUUGGCCUAAGCUCCAGUUUUACGUACCAGUUUACCCUCUUCCCCUUUCUAUAAGAAGUAAAGUUGGCAAAUUGUCGUUGAGAGAGUGGCACAUGAAACGCGGCGUUCAGCUGUCAUGGCAGUAGUUACGAUUCUUGCAAGAUAAAAAGGGGGUCAAGUUCUGUAAAAAUAAUAAUCUGAUUCCGAUGUAUUGUGCCUAAAGAUGAUAGCAGUUUUGUUGAUUCUUUAACGCGAUCGCAAGAGCGGUUAGCCGAAAAAUGCCCCGUAUUUUUCGGCGUAACCUCCGUGACCGGUCCGACGAGUUAUUUUACGUAGCGAUUAAAUUGAGGCCCGAGUUAUUUACGUAAAAGGCUUUGAAGCAUAAAAAUAAAUUAAUGAUCCCAUGGAUGCGUGAUCAAAUAGUGGAGGCCUGGCAUAACAGAAAAAGUUCAAGGACGGCUGACAAGCGGUCCUUGGCCCUUUCUUCUGUCAGCACAGGCAAUCCUGCAAGCAACAACAGUAUGCUUACACCAUUACCUACCUCACCCGAAAACUUUUCUGUCAACGUCAUCAGUACAGAGGGCAAUGUAUUGGAUGUUACAAUAAAACCAAAUUUUACUGUGGAAAAUAUAAAAAAAAUAGCAGUGGUACAUUUCUAUGGUCAAGACACAACCAAACCUAUCUCACGAUAUCGCUUAGUUCAUUCAUCCAAAUUUAAACAGCUUGUUGAUGCAAAUUACGUUGACGAUGAGGAUAUCAAUGAAUAUGAUGAAUUAUUAUUAGUAGAAAUACGACCAUCCACAGUACAAGAGCAUCUUUCGGAUGAAGCUCUCAAGGGUCCAAGUUUAGAAGCAAUAGCACGAGCUACAAGUGAUCUACCUAGUCUACGAAAUGCAUCCAAGUCUGUGCCAUCUACAGAAUGUCCUGCAGAUUUCCAGAAUGAAAUCCGUAAGAUUUUAAUAACUCUCGUACAAGCAUCUACAAAAAUCUUGAUGUAUAGUCCCGAUGCUGAGAAAUUAUAUGAUAUCAUUAAGGAGAAACUCGAAACUAGGUGUAGGCCCACUAAUGAUCCGAAAGUCAUAAGAACUCUAGUAGAAAUGGGUUACUCUCACAAGAAAGUUCUUAAAGCGUUGCGUCUUCGGAAAUCGAACAUGACAGAAGCUUUAGAAUGGCUUAUAGAUCAUCAGGAUGAUUCGGAUGACGAGGAAGAUGAUGAAGAUUUCUUAUCUGUGGAUGCAAUGACUGAUACAACAAAUAUUGCAAGUCCUAGUUCUUCAGCAAGUACUAAGAAAAAAUCUUUAAGAGAUGCAUGUCUGGAAUUAUUUGAAACGGAAAAACAGGAUCAAAAAGAAAAAAAUCUGGUGCACAUUGUGGACUUAUUAUUGCAAAGUUUUCGACAAUAUAAGAAAAUGGAAUUUAAACCUAAUAAGAGAGCAAUGCGGUCGCUCGUAGAGAUGGGUUUUGAUGAAAAAAAUGUGAUAGGAGCGUUGAAAGUUACUGGAAACGAUCAGGCUAAUGCUUGUGAGUGGUUACUGGGUGAAAGAAGACGUAGUUUGCAGGACUUGGAUGAAGGUCUCGAAUCCGAUGGUUUAAUUUAUAAAGCAAUUAUGAGUAAUCCUCAUAUUCAACUUAGUCUUACAAAACCUAAAAUGUUACUUGCAUACUUAUCAAUGAUAGAAACACCCGCCUCGGCAAACGUAUGGAUUAAUGAUCCUGAAGUUUCACCUGUGCUUAACCAAAUAUCCAAGACAUAUCACACUGAGAAACAUGCCAUCCACAUGAAUCGUUACACCUAGUAUUAUGGUGAAACUAAGUUGAGUCUCUGUGGAACAUCCAUAUUUUUAUAUAAAUUUAUAUAAAUUUAUAUUUUACAAAUAAUUUUUGCAGAGAUUUGGAGUAUCACCAAUAAUCAAUUAUAAUUAUUACAAUUUUUGUUAUAUGUAAAAUCAAAUAAUUAUAUCUAAUUAUAAUUAUAAUUAUUGCUAGUUAAUUAUAGUUAUAAUUAUAGUUAUAAUUAUCACUACAGAGAUUAAGGAAUUUUAUUUAUGAAGAUCUCAUAAAAAGUAUCCAACUCUCUCGCAAUAUGCUAUCAUUCACGCAUAAUUUGAUUUCUACGUACACACAAUUGAUUGCUAGUUGCUUUCCACAUUGUAUACAAAUUGUCUAUUAACAGUUCAUAGAGAAAAAAUGUGCUUUAAUAUAUAUUUAAAAAAAGGGAUUGUAUAUUAUUUUAACGUGUAUCAUAAAUUCUUAUAGCAAAAUUGAAUUCGUAUCAAAUGUACUUUUCCAUUCUCCAAAUUUAGAACUAGUCAGACAAUGUACUACAAAUUAUAAAAUAAAAAACUAAAAUAUAAAGUA